This is a messenger RNA of Verruconis gallopava, 1132 nucleotides long. RefSeq lists its product as uncharacterized. The record is from RefSeq and is a predicted model, not a curated record. The transcript is spliced from 4 exons. Gene Ontology annotation, molecular function: acetylpyruvate hydrolase activity. NCBI's taxonomy places the organism in Eukaryota, Fungi, Ascomycota, Dothideomycetes, Venturiales, Sympoventuriaceae. The coding region runs from base 150 to 1022 and encodes 290 amino acids.
GGAAAAGUUCCGUGGACCGGGACGUAGCCCCCCCUCAGUUCCGGAAGGCGUCUCUACAGUUAUUAAUCAAGCCAAAUAGUAGCUGUCGCCGCCCAUUGGCUUUCUUUGUGCAGACAUAUCGACCUCGCGCACCGUUGAAAACAACAAACAUGGCAGCCUGGAAACGACUGAUUCGCUUUGUUCCGAAGGGCAAUGCGUCAAAGAUUUUGAUCGGCGAGCCAUCGCCAGAUAUCCAAGAUGUCGGAGCUGCGCUGUACAAAGGCCAGCCUGUCACGGCCACCGUCUUCAGCGGGUCGUCUGUGUUGAGCCCGGGGAACGCAACGGGCGAGGAAGCCGAGGUGGAUCGCGUGCUCUCGCCGCUCCAGCAGUCAGAAGUUGGGACGAUCCGGUGCAUAGGUUUGAACUACAAGCAGCACGCAGCAGAAUGUGGCUUUGAGAUUCCCAAGAUUCCGUCUGUGUUCAUGAAGCCAGAGACGAGUCUGGGCGAUCCGUGGCCGGCGCCGGUGCCGCUGCCCAAGGCUACCCAGCGGGACGAUUCGGGAGACUACGAGAGCGAGCUCGCCGUCGUCAUAUCCAAGGACUGCAAGAACGUGUCGGAAGCCGACGCUCCAAACUACAUUCUGGGCUACACCGCCUCCAAUGACGUCAGCUCUCGAACGGCUCAAUUCGCAACAACGCAGUGGAGUCAUUCAAAAAGCUUUGAUGGCGCCUGUCCCAUCGGACCGGUGCUUGUUAGCCCCGAACUCAUCCCAGAUCCGGCCAAGUUACACUUGAGAGGCUUACACAACGGUCAAGUCGUCCAGGAUUGUGGCAUUGAUGACCUGAUCUUCAGCGUCCCUAAGAUUAUCUCUCAUCUUUCUGAAGAUACCACUCUCAAAGCCGGUACUUUGAUCAUAACAGGCACCCCUGCUGGUGUCGGUGUCUUCAAGAAGCCCAAGUUAAGUUUGAAAGCUGGAGACGUGUUCACGGUCGAGAUCCUGCCUUACAUUGGAUCUUUGAUUAACAAGUUUGAGAAUGCAUAGUUGCAUUUUCUUUUUCAUUUUAAUCCGCACGUUUCUGGGAAUAGUCUACAGCUAGAUAGGACGGUGCAUAUCACAUGAUACGAAAUGACUGAAUACUUCAACCCUUUCCA